Molecule: messenger RNA, 1148 nt
Organism: Phoenix dactylifera (date palm)
Lineage: Eukaryota; Viridiplantae; Streptophyta; Magnoliopsida; Arecales; Arecaceae
Source: RefSeq, a predicted model, not a curated record
UCACUUUGCUCUGCCAUGUGUAAUAGAUAAACUAAUCAAGUGAUCAUUUGCCAUGCACUUUAGGUCUAUAAUAUUGCCUGAUAAGAACAAGAUGAACCCGGUUCAUUUCUCACCGGCCUAACUCGAACUCAAAAAACGAGAACCUUCCAGAUAGCAGGAUAGCUGAUAACCCUCAUCUCACCAUCUUAGAGAGUUGGACCAAAUCCAUCCAUGCCUCGCUGGCAACCCCUCCUACACGUGCCACCCCUCACUGUCCCAUGCCCUCACAUGUGUCACCCCAGGAGUAAAACCAGCUUCUUUAUAGCGUGGCCCCUAUGACCUUUUCUCUCUCACUUCCCCUCCUCUCCCUUCCACCUCCCUCCCAUGGCCUCCCAGAACCUCAAACACCGCCCCAGAGAUGAUCCCACCGCCCCGUCCACCACCACCACCACCACCACCAAAAAUAGGAAGGCUCAAAAGCUGGCCAUGGCCAAGCGAGGCGUCCGCUCGCUGGCCAUCGCAAUCGCCAUACCUUUCAUCCUCGCCGCCCUAUCAUCCUACGCCUCCUGCACCGCCGCCACCGCCAUCGUCCCGAAGGCCUUCUGGCGCCCGCCGGUGUGGGCCAUCCACUUGGCCUCUAUCUCGACCUCCUGCCUCAUGGGUCUCUCGGCCUGGCUCGUGUGGGCCGAGGGUGGCUUCCACUCCCAGGCCACCACCCUGCCCCUCUUCCUAGCCCAAUUCUUAUUGGGCCUGUUCUGGGGCCCACUGGUUUUUCGGCUCGGCGCCACCCGGGUGGGUCUGGUGGUCUGCAUCAUCCUCUUGGCCGCCCUCUUUGCUUGCUCUCGGAGCUCCCGCCGGGUGAAUCCGAUCGCCGGCAAUCUCAUGAAGCUAUGCCUCGCCUGGGUCUCCUUCCUUGCAGUGUUCAACUAUACGCUUGUGUGAAGUUUGGCUCUGUGUACACUCUUUGCUGGAUCUUUUACACUUAGUUUUCAUAGCUGAUUAAAAUGUAUCAAGUGUCAGUGUUAAUUCUGGAACUGCUACAUUUCCUUUUUUAGUUGUAAUUAGGGAACCUAUAAUGUGCACCAAAAAUUGUCUUAAAAGGCAUGUGAUGCUGUGGACAGCUUAGCCAUCAGCCAAUAUCUAUAGAUUGAAUAGUUGAUCAUUCUUAA